CGUUGACAGCAAGCUACAGAACGGGACCAGAAGCUUGGUGAAAGUUAACGGUUCUCUGGCGAAAAGUGCGCUUCAAACCUGGUUCUGUAGUCUGUUUCCUCUGGCGGUAUUUUGCGGAAAUUCACAACACAGAUUUACGUUUUGCAGGCCUGCACUUGCCCUUGGGUUUGUGGUUCUUAUUAUCUUUAUUUAAUUACAAUAACGUGAAACCCUCGGAUCUGCCAUGGCAAAUGGAUGUGUCCAAGUUUUCGGUUUCUUUUUAGCCUCUGUGGGACUUAUCUGUCUGAUUACAUCCACUUCUGUGAACGAAUGGAAAACCUACAGUCACUCACACGAGGGGAUGUUUAAGUCGUUGAUGAUCAACGUCGGGCUCUGGAUGGAGUGCUCAGUGCCCAGCACCGGCAAAUGGGAAUGCUCUACGUUCGACUCAGUUCUCCACCUAUCGACGGAGGUCCAGUGGACCAGGGCCAUGAUGAUCAUCAGCAUCAUAUUGUCAGUGUGUGGGUUGGCUGUGGCCGUGUUGGGCAUGAAGUGCACAAUGUGCGUAGAUGAUGACAACCGGAUGAAAAACAAGGUGGCGUUCAUUGGAGGGAUCCUUCUCAUUUUGUCAGGGGUCUGUGCCUUAGGAGUAGUGUCUUGGUAUGCCCACGAUGUGAUCACAGGCUUCCAUCAUGCUAGAGAAGGUCACCUCAGGUACUCCCUGGGCACAUGCCUGUUUUUGGGUUGGGGUGGAGCUUUCCUGUCCAUCUUGGGAGGGGUGCUCCUGGCCUGCUGUAGUUUGUCUCGUUCCUCCUCACAUAGAAGCUACAUAUCGUCUGCUGCCCAGAUGACUCCUGGCAAGGACUAUGUGUAGGAAUCCCAUGGAACAUCCCAUGGGACGAGCUUGGUGCCAUUCCCCUGUCACUGUGCAGGAGCUCUGUGCAGGCAGACCACAACAUGGUACUAUUAACAGUUUCUCAGCUGGUGGUGGGUUUUUUUGUCACAUGUAUGAAAUACAACCACUGAGAAUCUUCAUAAACCAACGACGAGGCUUACAGACAACUAUAAAAUUAAAAUGCUGCAGCUGUCAGCUUAACUAUGUUUUCAAAAAUAUUUGUCUAUUAAUUUGCUUAUUUUAUUGUGUUUUUCUUUUUUAAGAAUCAGUAUAGGCCUACUUGGGGUGGUAAUUUUGCAAUACUCAAUUAUUACCUUCAUAUGCGUCUUUCCUUAUUAACUUACAUGUGUAGUUAUGAAGAAUUCAAAUGAUCAGUCGAUGUGUUUGUUUGCUGAUUUUUUAUGUAUUAGCCUACAGAGCCCUGGAGGUGUCAUCGCAAGAUAUUUUUGUAUAUUGAGAAAAUGUGCACUCAUUUUUACUAAAUUUUGCACUCAUUUUACUAAAUUUUGCGCUCAUUUUACUAGACUGUGUGUGUGUGCACAAUUUAGUAUAUUGUUUGUCCAUUUUACUACAAAGUGUGCUCGUUUUAUUAAAUUGUGCGGUCAUUUUACAAAAACUAAAAUGAGAGCACAAUUUAGUCAAAGGAGCACACUAGUAAAAUGUGCACACAAUUUACUCAAUUGAGAGCACAAUCUUGAGAGCACGAUUAGGCUAAGUAAAAUUAGCACACAAUUGAGUAAAAGGAGCUACUUGUUUCUAGAUAACUUUUGUUAUCUAGAGAAAUGCAACUAAUAUAAAUGUAAUAUAAUAAUAAAUGUCAUUGUCUUGUCCUUGUUUCAAAUGAUUUGGUCAUUUAGUAUUUGAGUGCCAUGGAGAAAGUGAACAAAGCAUUUCACUACAUAUAGUGACCAAUACAUUUGAAUUGAAUUGAAUUUACAGAGAAACAUAACUCGAUCUAUGGACAUAGAUCAAAACACCCAUCAGUUGUAUGUGACCAUGGUCGUAGUAUGCCUGUAAAUUAUGAUGAUGAUGUACAUACUGUAAUUCUACUGUUUUUGUAUUAGUCUCUUUUUAUAAGUAGCCAGUUCUGGAUGACAUGCAUGUUGUGUCCUUUGUUUCGCCUAUUUUUGCUAUGUCUGAUGUGUUACAGUACAUUCCUUUCAUGCUUUUAAUUACUAAAUCAUAAAUGUAAUGUACAUCAUCAUACUGUAUUAAAAUAUUUGCAUUGUA
Messenger RNA from Alosa alosa (allis shad), 2104 nucleotides. Its product is annotated as claudin-7-A-like. Bases 224 to 853 code for a protein of 209 amino acids. Gene Ontology annotation, cellular component: plasma membrane; bicellular tight junction. Gene Ontology annotation, molecular function: structural molecule activity. Gene Ontology annotation, biological process: bicellular tight junction assembly; cell adhesion. Lineage: Eukaryota; Metazoa; Chordata; Actinopteri; Clupeiformes; Clupeidae. The transcript has 4 exons. The record is from RefSeq and is a predicted model, not a curated record.